GGGGUAUAUCCUGUUGACAGCAGAUAGUUUUCGGGUUUUAUUUUUAAUCACAUGACGUCCCUUUAAGCUUAUUUUGAGCCGAUUCUGUUUCCUAAUUAAACUCAGAAACAGCUGUUAAUUACAAAACAAUAGCACUUGUUUUUACGUUCAUAUUUUGACUGACCUUGAUUCUGUUUCGCUUAAUUUUUAUUUCAAACAGACGUGACAAAUUAUAUUAAUUGCUCAUCGCUGAGCCGACAUGCAUUUCAUUCUUGCAGUCGCGGCCUAGUUUAUCGUUGUGCUUUUGUUUUUUUUUUUCACUCGUUUAACAGUUGUCCUGACAUAUUUUCUUUUCAGCAUAAAAUAUCCAGUACGGAGGUUACACUGAUAGCAAGUCCAUAGUUUAAAAUCUCUUUCAUUUGUAGCAAAGAAAAAAAAUCUUAACCCAGUCUUUACAUAGUAGUUUUCUCUUGACCUUUGUGUUUCACAGACUUUAUCUCCGCUUUCACUCAGACCAACAAUAGUACUGUAGCUCUUGUACUCAUUCCUCCAGUAUGUGUGUCACAGGAGGUAGAUUAUAAGCUAAAGUAUAUACAGUUUCUCUCCGGUUCUAUUUUUGUGCUACACAUUAGACACAAGUCGGAAAAGAUAGAGCGAUACACAAAUAACUGGCAGAUAUUUUGUUUACAAACAGAUCGUUACAGACAGCAGGGUUACAGCUGAUUUAACUGUUUAUGUCUUCAUCUUAAGGGCCAAGUUAUUUUUAAACUCAAUGAGAAGGGGAAAGGCUGUGGAAAGGCUGGACCUGAAUUCCUGGCAGCAUGGCCGAUGAUGUAGUGAAACUGCCUCUUCGGCGUCUGGAGCUGCCCAUACACAAGUUUGUCAAGGUGGCCAUUCCCAUUGACCUGGAACGGUUGAAAAAACACCAGAUAAAUAUCGAAAAGUACCAGCGCUGCCGACAGUGGGACAAACUGCACCAGGAGCACAUCCAUGCCAGCCGUACUGUCCAGCAACUGCGUGCAAAUAUCCGGGAGAUGGAGAAGCUGUGCCAGCGUGUGCGUGGCGAGGACACGUUGGCACUGGACAAAAUCAUCCUGCCUGUUAGACAGCAGGCGUCCACCGCCGCUGUGGAGUUUCUGAGACAGCACUCGGAGUCCGCUGAGGAGCUAAGCCACCAGUACAACGCAGCGGCCAACCAGCACUCCAGCCUGACCCGCUCUCUCACUGACCAAGGAAACCUCUACAGCGGAUCCAGUGCUCCAGAGGAAGGAGGAUCCCAGGCGAUGGUUCAGAUGCUGCUGCCUUUUCCGGAAAUCCCCAAGGACCAGAAUGCAGCAGAAUCCUGGGAGACACUAGAAGAGGACUUGAUUGAGCUGAACGGCUUGGUAAAUGAGUUCUCUGAGGUGGUUCAUUCUCAACAGGAGAAGAUUGACAGCAUUGAAGACAAUGUCAACAGUGCCGCUGCAAACGUUCAAGAGGGAACCAAGAACCUGGGGAAGGCUGCAAAGUACAAGCUGGCUGUGCUGCCAGUGGCCGGCGCCCUGAUCGGAGGGGUGGUGGGGGGUCCCAUUGGGCUCCUGGCAGGGUUCAAGGUGGCAGGGUUGGCAGCUGCGGUGAGCGGGGGCCUGCUGGGCUACGCAGGCGGGAAUCUCAUCCAGAAGAACCGCAAGACAAGAAUCGAUCAAGACCUCAAGCAACUUUCCAUCAGCUGCCCUGCUCUCAAUGACCAAAGCGACAGCAAAUCGGAGUGAAUGCUGCUCUGAGCAGUGUGGUCAGAGAGCCUGUCUGGACCGAGAUGUACCUCAGACUCACUGACGGAUCUCGUUCUCCUGGUGGCUGCUGUAGCAAGCACAUUUUAUUUUCUUCUUCAUUGAAAAUACUGUGAUAUUGUGAUACCGGGAAUUACACACCGCAGUUUGUUCAUGACAAUCCUGAAAAAGCGUACACUAUUAAGGACCCCACUGAAAUAUAAGCCACCCCUCUCCCAUUAGCAAAUGGUCCCUUCACUUCUAUCCAGUUACCAGAAGAGGACAGAAGUCCAAUGCAGACAGUCCAAUUCUUUUAAACAUGUGUUAUAACCAAAAUAUUUGCUUUGUUAAUGCAUUGUUAUUCAGCUUGCCUAGGCAUCAAACAGAAAAAAACGGUCCUUUGCUAAUUUAGCGAAGUUGAAAACGUAUUCCACAAUACACAGCACCGCAGUGGCUGAAUGUCGUAAAUUAUGCUUCCUCGCUUCCUCAAUGGGUUGUUUUUGUCAGUGACAGGUGGCAGCAAGGAUCAGAAGUCAAUUCUGAUGUUCUUGCAAAUGCCAUGUACCUACUGUUAAAACCUGUCUUAGGUGGUCACCCUUGCUGCUGGUGAUAAUUCUUAAUGAUUCUGUGGGAUAUAGGUAUUAUUUUUAGACAGUGAUGCAUUCUGUUUUGGAAUUACCCAUUUUCUUCUAUCCCCCCCCCCCCCCCACAGUAUGUUGUACAAUACAAAAUGAAUUGUAUAGGGAUGACGAUAGAUCAUUUUCAAAUUAUUGUAUGGGGAAUGCCUUAUUUACUCUCUUGGGUUCAUCCACCAUUUAAUCAAGAGCCAGGUUUUCAAGUGUCUUCACCAACCUAAACAAAAAGUUUCUGUGGCAAUACAGCAGUACCAAAAUAACUGCUUCCAACUGUAUAUUUUGGGAAUCUACAUGGUGUUUCAAAUGUCCUGGCCUCCACUGAUUUAGGUUUCUUUUGACCUGUUGAAGGUGUUGUACUGUUAUGGGACAAACCCUGUACUUUCCAUUGGUUGUACUGGUUACAGUAAUUUGUUCUACAAUUUAUGUGGUGCUUGUAUAACAAAGCAACACUGCUGCAGCUGUAUUGUGCUGUUGAGCAGACUUACUGGUGGAAGAAAAUGAAAGCGCCAUCAAGAGCCAAUAUGAUUUGCACAAAUGACAAAGCAAGUUCAGAAAAUCUAUUUUUUAAAUGUAAUAUCAGAAUAAUUCUUGUUGAAAAAGCAAACAUAUUUAAUCAUACAUAAACGCAUGAGUCAAUUAAUAUUAUAUCCCACAGGGAAUCCAACAUCCUCCUGCAACCCUCAAAUAGUUUUAGAACAAGCAAUGCUGUGUUUCACCACUUUGUGAAUCACUCACAGACCUGGCACACUGCACAAUAAUCAUUAUAGCCAGGAAGCCAACUUGUCACUUGGCAAACUAUGACACCAAACACUUUCAGUGGUUUAUUCAUCUAAAAUAUUACGUGUUUCCUUCCACAUGGGAGGUAUUUAACCUUCACCCUUUGAUGUGAGGCUUCACCUUAAAAAUAGCCAUCUGUAUUGUCACAGAAGAGAGAUGUCAUGUAAUUGAGUGCUGAUUCACUGUUAAAUGUCAUCAUUAAUGGUUGCAUUUUUUAUAUAUAUAAUAUUGAUGAGGGACUUUAAUGAUCUUGACAGGUAUUGUAUUGAUUGUGCCAACCACUCGCACACAGACGGUUAUUUUAAAGGAUUUCAAAGCAAAAAUAAACUUAAAACUGCCCUAUUGCUUUAGACAUGGUGUAAUGUUAAAAGUGCCUGAACGUAACUUCUUGUAAAUGUCUUAAAAAAAAUAAAACGUUUGUAAACAUUUGUUGUUGUUGUGCAUUUUAAAAGACAAAAUAAAAAGUACACACAAGCAGGCCUUUUAAAAAGUUUGAAUUUAUUUUUUCCCCCCCUCCUACCCUCAAGAUAUGUACGUAACAAGAAAGUGCCUCGCAUCCACCACCGUUCGAAUGGGCUGCAAUGACCCAAGUAGCAGUUCUGUGGCUCUGGUGAAAGUAAAUUCAUAUAAAAAAAAAUAAAAAAAAUUAAAA
Acipenser ruthenus (sterlet) is the source of this 3791-nucleotide messenger RNA. RefSeq names its product syntaxin 17 (gene stx17). Bases 801 to 1730 code for a protein of 309 amino acids. NCBI's taxonomy places the organism in Eukaryota, Metazoa, Chordata, Actinopteri, Acipenseriformes, Acipenseridae. The record is from RefSeq and is a predicted model, not a curated record. Gene Ontology annotation, cellular component: endomembrane system; plasma membrane; autophagosome membrane. Gene Ontology annotation, molecular function: SNAP receptor activity; SNARE binding. Gene Ontology annotation, biological process: exocytosis; intracellular protein transport; vesicle fusion. The transcript has 8 exons.